Messenger RNA from Myxocyprinus asiaticus (Chinese sucker), 4271 nucleotides. Its product is annotated as membrane progestin receptor alpha-B-like. Gene Ontology annotation, biological process: response to steroid hormone. Lineage: Eukaryota; Metazoa; Chordata; Actinopteri; Cypriniformes; Catostomidae. The record is from RefSeq and is a predicted model, not a curated record. The transcript has 2 exons. Gene Ontology annotation, cellular component: plasma membrane. The coding region runs from base 382 to 1464 and encodes 360 amino acids. Gene Ontology annotation, molecular function: nuclear steroid receptor activity; steroid binding.
GCCUCCUCAUAGAGCUUUAUGCGCCUUUUGUCUUAAAGUGUAAAACGAGGUGCAAUUAUUAAUUCGCAUGUUUGUUGUAGCUUAUGUUGCACAGUUAUGAUUAUGAGAUCCCGUAUUGUCUGCUGUGACACACUUCAUGACAUCAUGUUUUUAAGACACAAUUUUCCCAGAUACAUCAGUGUGUCUUCAGUUCUGACCUGGAAUACCCAUAGCUGUCACUUCUCUAGGAUAUGAAUUUCAGUGAGGCAGAUAAAAGUCAGGAAAACAUGGACAUGAUGUUUCAUUAGAUGCCUUUUAUAACUAUUAAACUCUCUGGUGUGGUCUUAUUUCCUGCUAAUUUUGAUUAAAGUCACCUUCUUAGACGGUGCUCCAGACAUCACCAUGGCAACCAUUGUUAUGGAGAUGAUCGGCCGACUGUUCAUUAACCUGCAGCAGGUGAGGCGAGUUCCCCAAAUGCUCACCGAGAUGUUGCCCUCCAUGCCUGGCACCCUGCGUGACACAGAAGUGCCCCGUUUUUUCCGCGAGCGAUACAUCCACUCUGGCUAUCGGCCACUCCACCAGAACUGGCGCUACUACUUUAUGUCUCUCUUACAGCGCCACAACGAGACCAUAAAUGUUUGGACACACCUUGUCGGGGUGUUAGUGGUGCUCACAAGAACAGCUCAACUUACUGAGACUGUAGAUUUCAUCAACGACCCUCAUUCCUGGCCUCUACUCAUCCUUCUCUUGUCAUCAACGGGCUACAUGACCAUCAGUACCAUGGCCCACUUGUUGGCGGCAAAAUCUGAGCUCUGCCAUUAUUCCUUCUUCUUUCUGGAUUAUGUAGGUGUGGCGAUGUAUCAGUAUGGCAGCGCAGUGGUACACUACUACUAUGCCAUUGAAGAAAGCUGGCAUGCAUGUGUCCGGGGCUGUUUCAUGCAUAUCGCUGGUCUCCUAUGUUGCCUUUCCUGCUUCGGCUGCUGUUACGGAAAGUAUCGGAAUUACAAUCUACCUCCCUGGGUUCGCAAAUUAGGUCAAGUUUUGCCUUCAGCCGUAGCUUAUGGUUGGGACACCAGCCCUGUGUUUCAUCGUUUGGGCCUCUGGUUUCUUUCUUGGGCGAGGGGCGAUUCCAGAAGCAGUCCUGCUUUGAUUUUCCACUUUGGCCAAAUUGCGUUCUUUUUUUCCAGUGUGUUUUUCUUCACCCAGCCUGUUCCCGAACGCUGGUUCCCUGGUCACUGUGACUUCCUGGGUCAGGGUCAUCAAGUAUUCCAUGUGCUGCUGGUUUUGUGUACACUGUGUCAGAUCCAUGCUUCAUAUUUAGACUACCUCAACCGACGACACUUGUACGUUCAUCUCCAUGCUAAUGGCGAGGCAUUGUUCUUUGUUGUUCUGUAUAUUUUAACAGAGAUCGUAUGUGCUCUAAUAGCCUUAUAUAUGCUUGGGAAAAUAAAAAGGUUGCUCGGGUGCAGGGAAAAAAUUAAGUAAAAAGUAGGGUUUUUCUUCAACUUGUUUUCUUCAAUUCAUGUCCCAGGGGUUGAAUUUUAUUACAAAAAAACAGAUUUGAAAUGUUUUUAGAUAUAUAUAUAUAUAUAUAUAUAUAUAUAUAUAUAUAUAUAUAUAUAUAUAUAUAUAUAAAACAUACUUUUCACCAGGCCUUCAACAUUUAUUUUUGGUACUUUUCAAAUGCCUUUUACGUAUAGAUUUGACUGUUUUAGCCUUGUCCCAGACCCAGACUUUCAGUAUUAAACUAUGAAAAUCCAUAUUAAAAAUACAAAUAAUUAAAUUUUUAAAACUAUGAGAAUUUUAACAGAGUAAUUACACCAUUUCAAUAUUUUUUGUGUGAAAAUGAUUUCUAUACAUUUUUCAAAAAAUACAUCUGUCCACGUAUUUUCCCCCUAAAAAUGUUUGUAUAUACAUAUAUAUAUAUACAAAAGUAAGUGUACUUGUUUAGCAAGUCAACAAAAGUGUGAGUGAAGAGCAUGCUUGUGAUUAAAUGUGUGAUGUUUGAAGAAAACAAACAAACCAACAAAGAAAAUUCAAGGUAAAUAUCCCUUAUAAGCAGAAUAUAUUUUUUUUUUUAUCAAAUUAAACAAAAAGUGUGAAAAUAUUAUUUAAUUGUGUGUAUUUAGGAUACAUAAAAUGUUAGCUAUGAAAUAACCUUAAAGGAAUAUUCUGUGUUCAAUACAAGUUGAGCUCAAUCGACAGCAUAAUGUUGAUUACCACAAAAAUUCAUUUUGACUUGUCCCUCCUUUUCUUUAAAAAAGCAAAAGUCUGGGUUACAGUGAGGCACUUACAAUGGAAGUGAAUGGGGCCAACUUGUUAACAUCAAAAUACUCACUUUUUUUAAAAAGUUUAGCCACAAGACAUAAAGGAUAUGCUGUUAACAUGAUUUUAGUGUGAUCAAAUCACUUACUAACCUUUUCUGUGUAAAGUUAUAACCAAUUUUACAACUUCGUUGCCAUGAUGAUGUAAUCCUAAAACCCUAAAACGACUGUAAAAAUGACGAUUUAAACGACUUUACAGCUUAAAUAACACAUGAGAUUUAACAGAAGAAUUAAUGUAAGUGCUUUUAUAAAAUUAUAAACUUCAAAUAUCUGCCUUUAAACCCUCCAAAAAUUGGUCCCCAUUCAUUUCUAUUGCAAGUGCCACAUUGUAACCUUGAUUUGUGCUUUUUAUUUGAUUUUUUUUUUAAGAAAAGGAGGGACGAGUCGAAAUUCAUUUUUGUGGUAAUCAACAUUAUACUACAAAUGCUGUCGAUAGAGCUUAACUUUUAUUGAACCCGGAAUAUUCCUUGAAGACAAAGAAGAUGGCCAUUUUAUUUAAAAAAUAUAAACAUUAAAAAUUUAAUUCCCAGCAUCCCAGUUUCAUUUCCAGCAUUUCUGUACAGAAUUUGAGAUGUACUGGUAAUGAAACUGUGCUGGGAAUUUUCAUGACAUUCGGGGAAAAAAUGACAAAAAUAAAACUCCUGUGUUGCAUGUUCUUACAUUGUUGUACAUUGUUAUAGACAAAAGAAAGAAAAAAAUGAGAGUGUGGAAAAACAUUUUAACGAGACUUUACUUUCUAGAAAUCCACAGUAAAAGUGCCUGAAGUUGAAGAAACACCUAGGAAUAGUUUGACAGAAGCUUAAAGGAACAGUUCACCUUAAAAUGAAACAUUUUCCCCUCUGUCGUAAUUCUCAAAUAGUUUUUGCAUUUAAUAGUUUUGGGGGGAAUUAUUCCUUUAAGAGUUAAGUGGUAAAUUCACCCAAAAAUGUACAUUUUGUCAUUAUUUACUCUUACUCAUGUUGUUCCAAAUGUGUAUGCUUUUAUUUUCUUCCAUUUAACACAAAAGGAGAUAUUUUAAAGAAUGAUGAUGCUGCACAUUGCCAUACAAUGAAAGUAAAUAGGGAGUCUGUUAGUCCCUUUCAUUCCGCUAAACAUUUCCUUUUGUGUGCGGAAGAAAGUCAGAUCAUCUUGCACAGAAGAAAGAAAGUCAUAUGCUUUUGGAACGAUUUGAGGGUGAGAAAAAUAAUGACAGAAUUUUCAUUUUUGGAUGAACUAUCCCUUUAAGAACGUAUUCUUUAAUGGACCAAGCCUUAUGUAUUAAAAUAUGAGAAAAUUCUCAAUGCUUAAACAAAUUGUUGUCUUGAAUGUAUUCAUGAAUUUAUUGAGUGCCUAUCUGAGAGUCAAGUAUUUAGUGUGACACACCAGCCAGCCAGCUGACCUUUUAUGAAGCCAGCAUAUUGUAUUAGCACAAUACUUUAGAAUGAAAAUGUUUAUUCAAGCUCAUGUACAUUAAGUUUACGACACAAAUAAGAUCUUAUGUACUUGUCAUGGACAAAUCAGAAUAGGACAUUAAUCUUAUAUUACAUCACUUUAUGUUGUUAUCAUUAAAUGCUCAACAUUAAAAAUGAGCCAGUCUAAGCAGGUAGUUAAUGUUGAUAAUAAUCAUGAUUUGUCAGAUCUUGAACAUACUUUUGUAUGUAUUAAGUGCUUUCGUUAAUGAGACACUAGUAUGUAAAAAGUAAUGAACUGUACUUCUGUCAGCAAACAGUAUUGGGACAAUACUUCAUAUGAAUUCCCGUUGUACUUGUUGAAGUUUUAGACGUCUUGUUUUGUCACAAUGUAGACUGUAUUAAAAAAAAAUUUAAAUCGUGUACUUGAAAGAGGUACUGUAUUCUCAGUGCGAGAACAACCUCUGUUGUGCCUUCUGUAAUUAUUUGCACCUUAGAUUGCUUUUGAAUGGAAGCAACAUCAAUGACUUUGUAAUUUCACAUGUUUCUGUAGUGGAUAAUAAACAGUGGCACAUAUUGA